Messenger RNA from Xiphophorus couchianus (Monterrey platyfish), 1688 nucleotides. RefSeq names its product COP9 constitutive photomorphogenic homolog subunit 7A (gene cops7a). Lineage: Eukaryota; Metazoa; Chordata; Actinopteri; Cyprinodontiformes; Poeciliidae. The record is from RefSeq and is a predicted model, not a curated record. Gene Ontology annotation, biological process: COP9 signalosome assembly. The coding region runs from base 132 to 941 and encodes 269 amino acids. The transcript has 8 exons. Gene Ontology annotation, cellular component: COP9 signalosome.
CGCUUAUUGUCCCGCCCACAUUGUCUCGCUACCCAAUCACAGAUUACGUAGAAUUGUUGUCGUACGUGUGUGUUGACACUGUAGCAAAGCAACCGGGAGAGAAGCUAACUGCUAGAAACCAACGUAACAAGAUGGAGGUGGAGCAGCUUCUGUCUCUGUCAGGCUCGGCGCUGGCCCAGGCUGUCAGCUCUCUGCUGGAGACUCCUGGCCUCUACGUUUUCUCUGACAUCCUGGAACUGCCUAAUGUUAGAGAGCUGGAGAAUGGCCCUCAUGCGCCGGUGUAUCAGCUGCUGAACCUCUUUGCCUAUGGAACCUACUGCGACUACAAAGAGAGAGCGGCGUCUCUUCCAGAGCUGACUCCAGCUCAGAGAAACAAACUCCGUCAUCUGUCCAUCAUCAGCCUGGCUUCCAACCUCAAGUGCCUGCCAUAUUCGCUGCUGCUGCAGCAGCUCGAGCUGAAGAAUGUGCGGGAGCUGGAAGACCUGCUGAUCGAGGCCGUCUACUGCGACAUCAUCCAGGGGAAACUGGACCAGAGGAACCAGCAGGUGGAGGUGGACUGCAGCGUCGGCCGCGAUCUCGGCCCCAACGAGCUCCCAAACAUAAUCAACACACUGCAGGAGUGGUGUACAGGCUGUGAGGCGGUUCUGUGCGGUAUCGAGGAGCAGGUCUCGAGGGCGAACCAGUACAGAGAGAACCAGCUAAAGGUUAAAGUCCAAGUGGAAACAGAGGUGUCAAACCUACAAAAGACGUUAAAGGCCACCGCUGCGUCUCCGUCCUCAGGCCCCGCCCCCGCCGGAGCAGCGUCCAAUCAGGAUGCAGAUCAGCCAGCCGAGCCUCGGGACCCCGCCUCCUCUCAGGAACCACGACAGCCGGGCAAGAAGGCUUCAAAGGUCAAAGGGCAUAAAGCACAGAACAACAACGAAGAUCAAACCAAGCACUAAAUUAAAGCGAUCAGUUUAGAAAAACAAAUCCCCAAAAGAAUCCAGUUCUAUUUUUUUUUUUAAAAACAGUAAAAAUAGAGCUGGUGAUUGAAGUGUGUGUGCAUGAACUACUUUUGUUAUCAGAUACUCACCAGUGUUUCUGCAGUUCCAGUAUAACCCCGUUCCCCUGCUCUGCCUCCAUCCAGCCGUAUUACCGACGGCUAAUUUCACAUCCGUCCCGAAUUGUAAAAUGUCACUGGAUACACAAAGAGCCGUUUCUCCCUCUGGUGAUCAGCCGCUGUUUAUGUUUGCCUGCUGAACAGAAAGCCGGCUGCUAACAUUUGGGCGAAACACAAGAGCCCUCCCUGUAAUUUCCAUCUUCGGAGCUUCAUUCAAUCGGAGAGCCACUCUGCGUUUUCACAUCCAAAUUAAUGAUAGCUUAACCUCAAUCCUCCAAUUUAAAUAACUUUUAAACCUUCUUUUUUUGAAGUAAAUCCAUAAUUCAGUGGUUAUAAUUAAACAUUUUACUAGCCAGAUUUUAUAUUAAUCCUCUCAGAUCCACUCCAGUUAAGGCUGUAGUGUGUAACUUUUAUUAAAAUAUGUUUUUACAUUUUAGUUAAAACCAUCUUGUGACGGUUUAUGAGACAAAUAAUCCGUGAAAAGAUCAAUUUCCAACCUCUUCCCUGAGCUACUACUGCUGUCUGAAUAAACGCACCUCUCCAGACAAAAAAAACAACCAAUCAGAGCCAGUAGGCGAGUCUUAGAGCU